AGCCGGAAGUCCCGCCUGCCGUGUAGUCGCCGCCGCCGCCGCUACCGCUACCGCUGCCGCCGCCGCCGCCGCCGCCGUUGUUGUUGUGGUUGGUUCGCUGAACUCCGCGGCUCCGAGAGCCGGCUGCAUCCUUUCCCCGCUGCCGCCGCCGCCAUGAAGUGGAUGUUCAAGGAGGACCACUCGCUGGAACACAGAUGCGUGGAAUCUGCGAAGAUCCGAGCGAAAUAUCCCGACCGGGUUCCGGUGAUUGUGGAAAAAGUCUCAGGCUCUCAGAUUGUUGACAUUGACAAACGGAAGUAUCUGGUUCCAUCUGACAUCACUGUGGCUCAGUUCAUGUGGAUCAUCAGGAAAAGGAUCCAGCUUCCUUCUGAAAAGGCAAUAUUCCUGUUUGUGGAUAAGACAGUCCCACAGUCCAGGGAGAAAAAAACGAUCCUGGUGGUUGACAUCAGGAAGGCGAGGCCACGGAGUUAGAAUUUUCCUCUCCCUUUUGGACCGCAAGUACUACUUAAGAUUUGUUUUGGAUCCAUCUGGACAUUCUUCCAGAAAGUCAGCCUUAGCCCCAGCACAGACAUAUUUAGGGUUAAAGGCAUCCACGUUUAUAAGAAGCAAACGCCAACUAUGAUUCCUCAAUAUGUGGUAUAAAAAGAACUCUACCUUCUGGAAAAUAAAGUUGCUAUCUCCAAAAUAUCUGCCUUCUUGGCUCUUUCUGUAACACACCACUCCUUUAGAGUAGCUGCCUCUGUUCCUAUGGAAAGAAUUGCCUGAGCCCUUGAAAGUGAGCACAUAUGCAUUAUCUUUCUACUUGGAAGCUGUUUCCUAGUUUCGAUAACCUUCCGCUGCAGUGGGAUUCCUCUUCGCAGCUCCUCUGACUUCCCCAGACAUCAUUACAGGAGGGCAGAGGCAGUUAAAAACCUAACAUUGUCCUAAGCUAUUUAGUCAGCAAGGGAUCUGGGUUUUAGAAACUGGAAAACUUUGGCUAAGUCUUGCUCAGAACAUUGUCUUAAGGCCAAAAAGUGUUGGCAAGGUCCAGGUGAAGGCAGCUUUCCACCAGCCACAGACACGACCAAAUCAUACGGGGCCUGCUUCUCUUUUAAGCGGAGCGCUGACGGCCAGCCUGGAUCAUUUUCUCCACAUCAGCUUGUCUCCCCAGACAGUGAGCUAAUGCUUGGCACCAAAAAACACCAUAAAAAAAAAGGCAUUUAACCCCAUGUUUUCAGGCAGAAAUGACUAAAUGGAAUAUAUACACAAAAUUAUUUAAAUCAAGACAACUUUUAAAAAUUCUAAGAGAAUAAAAAUUAUGCACACAUAGUCACAACAUUGGAACCCACUUGUGAACACAGAAUAAAGAGGAAGCAAUGCUGAAAAUUUUCAGAGAAGUAAACUUCUCUGAAAGAGCCAAAUUUCAGAAGACAUUUUGUCAGUAAAGA
Delphinapterus leucas (beluga whale) is the source of this 1427-nucleotide messenger RNA. It is a transcript of the gene GABARAPL2, whose product is annotated as GABA type A receptor associated protein like 2. The record is from RefSeq and is a predicted model, not a curated record. NCBI's taxonomy places the organism in Eukaryota, Metazoa, Chordata, Mammalia, Artiodactyla, Monodontidae.